AUGGAGUACAUCCUCUCGCAACGCCUCUCCCUCGACGAAGGCAAACCCUCCCUCUUCGAGCUGCUCUCCGAACAACAACUCAACGCCCUACUCCCCCCAACAGUCCGCUACAUCCUAACCCUCCUAACGCACCGCUACCCCCGUCAUCUCCUGCGCAUCCUGAACCGCUUCGACGAGCUAUACGCCCUUUUUGCUCUCCUCAUCGAGCGGCACUGGCUUCACACGCGCGGCGGGUCGUUUACGGAACACUUUUAUGGACUCAAGAGGGAGAAAGCACUGGCGGAGGAGAUCCCCCGGGCGAGUUCGGCCGCGCCGGGGGCAGUGAGCCAGGCGUUGAAACUUAGCAGCAGGGAUAUCUGGAAGAACCUGGCCGUGAUCGUCGGGCUGCCGUACCUGAAGCGAAAAUUGGACGAGGCGUACGAGGUAGAUGCGCCGCGCGCGAUGUUGGGGGCGGCGUAUAACGCCCCUCCAGCGCCGGGGGCCCCGGCUAAAGAGAAGGCGGCGUAUUGGUGGCGGAUGUUUCUGAGGAGGGUUUACCCGACGCUGAACGCGGCGUAUUACUUGUCGGUGUUGGGGUUCAAUCUGGCGUAUUUGUUUGAUGGGAGCAAGUACCAUCAUCCGUUUUUGUGGAUGAUCGGGACGAGGGUAAGGCGGAUGAAUGCCGCGGAUUACAAGGCAGUCGAGGAGCUGGAGGAGAGGAUGAGGCAAAAGGGGGGGGCUAGGGGGAGCGUGGCUGCCAGGUUGGCGGGUGCUUUGUCACUCGCCCUGCCGGCGAGCAUCUUUGCGCUGAAGUUCUUGGAGUGGUGGCACGCGAGCGAUUUUGCGAAACAGCUUUCUCGCAGGGCAGCUGAGAGUCUGGACCUCCCCCCUCCGGUCGUGUCAGGCCUGUCGGAUAAGAAACCCGUCAAGAAACUCAAGAAGGAAAAGGAGAAGGAAGACCCCCAACAAGGCGAAGGCUCCGAAAAGAAAGACGGCGAGGAGGGAGAAGAAGACCCCGAAGAAAAAGAGCGCCGUCUCCGCGAAAGAGCCCCCGUUUCGGCCUCCUCCUACCUCCCCAUCUUCACGGUGCCGGUUCCCGCCUCGACAGACCUGUGCCCGAUCUGCGAGAACGAGAUCACCACGCCGACGGCCUGUCAGACGGGUAUUGUAUACUGCUAUGCGUGCAUCCACAAGUGGCUGGCGGGCACGCACCCGCGGCAGGAGAAGUUCAUGGUUGGAAGGGAGGGCAAGUGGGAGAGUGGCGAGGGGAGGUGCCCAGUUACGGGGAGAAAGGUACUGGGAGGGGUUGAGGGGUUGAGGAGGAUUAUGGUCUAG
Messenger RNA from Thermochaetoides thermophila DSM 1495, 1314 nucleotides. Its product is annotated as putative peroxisome protein. Lineage: Eukaryota; Fungi; Ascomycota; Sordariomycetes; Sordariales; Chaetomiaceae. Gene Ontology annotation, biological process: protein import into peroxisome matrix; protein monoubiquitination. The coding region runs from base 1 to 1314 and encodes 437 amino acids. The transcript has a single exon. The record is from RefSeq and is a predicted model, not a curated record. Gene Ontology annotation, cellular component: peroxisomal importomer complex; peroxisomal membrane. Gene Ontology annotation, molecular function: zinc ion binding; ubiquitin-protein transferase activity; protein binding.